Messenger RNA from Trichosurus vulpecula (common brushtail), 1340 nucleotides. Its product is annotated as zinc finger protein 2-like. Gene Ontology annotation, molecular function: DNA-binding transcription repressor activity, RNA polymerase II-specific. The record is from RefSeq and is a predicted model, not a curated record. NCBI's taxonomy places the organism in Eukaryota, Metazoa, Chordata, Mammalia, Diprotodontia, Phalangeridae. Bases 96 to 1274 code for a protein of 392 amino acids. The transcript is spliced from 5 exons. Gene Ontology annotation, biological process: regulation of cytokine production; negative regulation of transcription by RNA polymerase II; regulation of immune system process.
CGGGAGGGUAGGACUGUGGACCAGCCUUGGUCCGGAGCCCUGUUUCUUCAGGACUCAACCUUUCUCCAGGAGGGAGCACAGAAGAAGAUAAGAAAAUGACUCUUGAGUCUCAGGAAUUGGUGACAUUCAAGGAUGUAGCUGUGAACUUCACCCAAGAGGAAUGGGGGCAAUUGAACCAUGCUCAAAGGGACCUGUACAGAGAUGUGAUGCUGGAGAACUAUAGAAAUCUCAUCUCCCUGGGGCUUCCCAUUUCUGUACCUGAUAUGAUCUUCCAAUUGGAACAAGGGAAGGAGCCUUGGCUAUUUGAUCUGCAGAGAGCUGAAGAGAAAGAGGUCCCAAGAAAUAUCUAUCAAGACUUGGAGAGUAGGAUUGAAGUGCAAGAGUCCCUUCUGAAGCAGAACAUUUCUGAAUUAGAAUCAGCAGGAAUUUUAAUAGAAAGACUCAGAGGAGAAGAUCUUCUACCUAAGAGCAGGUUGGGAAAAAAGAGACAAAAUGCUAAAGGGGAACCAUGGGAAAAAUCCUUUUGCCUUGAAAGAGGUUUCAAGCAAAUAUCAACGAACCCUCUUAAAAAUCCCUCUAAAGACAGAGGGCCUGAAUGUGAAAAAUGUGGGAAAACCUUUUUUGAUCGCUCAUCCCUUACCAGACAUCAGAGAACUCAUACUGGAGAGAAGCCCUAUGAAUGUAAUGAGUGUGGGAAAGUCUUCAGACACAGCAGUAGCCUAAGGAGACAUCAGAUAGCUCACACAGGACAAUGUCCCUAUGAAUGUCAUGAGUGCGGGAAAGCCUUCUUUGACCGUUCAUCCCUUACUGUACAUGAAAGAAUUCAUACUGGAAAGAAGCCCUACGAAUGUGAUGAAUGUGAGAAAGCCUUCUUUGAUCGCUCAUCUUUUACUCGACAUCAGAGAAUUCAUUCUAGAGAGAGUCCUUAUGAAUGUAAUGAAUGUGGAAAAGUCUUCAGCCAGAAAAUUCUACUCACUAGACAUAAAUUAACACAUACUGGAGAGAAACCUUAUGAAUGUCAUGAAUGUGGUAAAGCCUUUUUUGGCCUCUCAUCUUUAACUCAACAUAAGAGGAUUCAUAGUAAAGAGAAGCCCUUUGAAUGUAGUGAAUGUGGGAAGGCCUUCAGCCAGAGAAGCCACCUUAGUCGGCAUCAGAGAACUCAUACUGGAGAGAAGCCCUAUGAAUGUAGUCUUUGUGGGAAAGUUUUCAGUCGAAAGUCAUCUGUCAUCCAGCAUCAGCGACGUUAUGCCAAAGAAUCGAAUUUGGGAAUGUAAUGAAUUAUAGGAAAACUUUAGUCAGACUUGUCACUUUAUUAAAUGCUCAAGAGUCGAAGUAGGACA